This is a messenger RNA of Dichotomopilus funicola, 183 nucleotides long. RefSeq names its product ATP synthase j chain-domain-containing protein. Lineage: Eukaryota; Fungi; Ascomycota; Sordariomycetes; Sordariales; Chaetomiaceae. The transcript is spliced from 4 exons. The record is from RefSeq and is a predicted model, not a curated record. The coding region runs from base 1 to 183 and encodes 60 amino acids. Gene Ontology annotation, biological process: proton motive force-driven ATP synthesis. Gene Ontology annotation, molecular function: proton-transporting ATP synthase activity, rotational mechanism.
AUGUCUUGGUUCGGUGUCGUCCCGCUCAAGAAGUUCCCGGCGCCAGUGUUGCGUCCGAUGGCUCCGUUUCUGGCUGCCGCUGCCGUCAUUGCCUAUGGCGUCAACGCUGCCCAGAAUGCGAUGAUGAAUGGUGAGGAGUUCAGGAACGACCCCCGCAACCCGAACCGCAGGGCUGGACACUAG